AAACGGUAACAACUUUUCACCGUUCUCUUAGUCAAGUUCUAUAAUUUCACAACGUAUGAUCACAUCGAGGAGUACUCCGUUAUUUUUCCGCAGUAUUACGAAUGUUUUUUAAAUUAAACAUGGGAGGAAUGCAAUCAAGAAGACAUGAUGCUUGUACCCAAACACCGUCAUUUGAGUAUCGCAAAGAAUAUAUUGAAGUACCUCUGGGAUGUUAUUCCACAUUUUACGACAUACCAGUCUGCACUGGUCCACCAGCUACAAUAAACAUUUCUUUCAACGCCCGAACUACCCAGCCACCAAACAAACGUCAAAAGUACGACCCAACCUAUUCACCAUGGCAGAGCGCAUUUGAAGAAAAAAGCUUCAGUACCCUCAAGGGCUCUCCAUCAUACAACGUCUUGAGGAAGCGAACGCGCAGUAAGAAGACAGUGAAACGUCAAGAUGUUCUUGAUAAUUUCGAAAUGAACCUUUGUAGCAAAUCAAUGUUGACGAAAUCUAGAAGUAAGCAGAACGAAAAAAUGAACUUUGCGGAUUCGGAGGCACUUGCACCUUCGCCUCGUAGCAAAUCGACUUUAACUGAGUUUGAAAGCCAGCGGAACAAAAAGGUGACAUUUGUGGAUGCAAUAACACCAGCACCAUCGGUACGUAGUCAUACAGCUUUCUCGAAAUCUGAAAACAUACGGAACAAAAAAGUGGAAUUUGAAGAUUCGAUAGCACCUGGAAAAUCGGUUCGUAGAAAUUCGACUUUACUGAAAUCUGAAAGCCAGCGGAAGAAGAAAGUGACAUUUGCAGUUCCCAUAGCAUCUACACUAUCGAUUCGUAGCCAUUCAACUGUCACGAAAUCUAAAAGCAAUCGAAACCAAAAGGUGGAAUUUGAAGAUUUGAUAGCACCUUCAAAAUCUAUUCGUAGCAAUUCGACGUUACCGAAAUCUGAAAGCCAGCGGAUUACAAAGAUAACAUGUGCGCAGCCUAAAGUACCAGUACCAUUGAGUGAUAAAGAUGAAACCACCGAAAAUUGUUUUCAUACCGCUCGCAAAUACUAUGAUUUGAACUUCUCUAAUGAAAAGCUGUUUACCGAUACCGAUGAUGACAAUGGAACGAAGCUGUAUUCAUCCAUAUUUUUGCCAAAAAAUUAAGGAGAGGGAAGAUUGGUAUUUUAGUGGCAGAACGCAAUAAUUGGAGUAUUUCUUUUAUAAACACGUAUUGUUAAUUUUUCUUAGCUCACGCAAGUUGUAAAGAUCGAAAUGCGAUCAUUUUGUCUCUCGCACUGUCAAGUCAGCAAAAGUUCUAUAUUAAAGGGCAGUUUUCGAACGGGGACGACUUAACAGAAGGUCCAGAAAAACACAAAAGUUAUCUAUUGACUAGAGUAUGACUAAGCAACUAGUUAGUUUCUAUAAUAUCUAAUGUUAAUUUUCCAAACGAGUUACAACAACUCUCUAAUUCGAUUCUAAACUUAUAAAGGUAUUUAAAUUAUGUCCAUUUCAAAUAAAAAUCAAAGCUUUUUAUAUAAUAACAUUGUUUUAAUUUAAUGUUCUUCUUGUCUAAUAACAAUUUUUUUUAUUUAACUAACCUAAUCUCCAUUGAAAUUCUGUUGUAGUCCCCUAAAAUUGAUUACACAUCGUUACUUUGAGAAUAAAAUUAGUUAUCUUACAACAGAUAAUGAAAAAUUAUCAAGCGUUAUAGGCUGUUUACCGGGAUAACAUGGAUAAUUGAAAUACUGGUGUUGAUGCCUUAGUUCGUUAGUAAGCGGUUUCUUCUAUGAUUAUAUAAAUAUAAAUUUAAAUAAAUCGUUGCAAGUCUUUU
Bactrocera oleae (olive fruit fly) is the source of this 1803-nucleotide messenger RNA. Lineage: Eukaryota; Metazoa; Arthropoda; Insecta; Diptera; Tephritidae. The record is from RefSeq and is a predicted model, not a curated record.